Coccinella septempunctata (seven-spotted ladybird) is the source of this 3452-nucleotide messenger RNA. Its product is annotated as protein cueball. The transcript is spliced from 6 exons. Lineage: Eukaryota; Metazoa; Arthropoda; Insecta; Coleoptera; Coccinellidae. The record is from RefSeq and is a predicted model, not a curated record. The coding region runs from base 113 to 1879 and encodes 588 amino acids.
ACAACUCUACUCUAGCACACUGCUAGUCGCCGGCGCACCGAACACAUGUGCCUUGUGGAAAUCGAGCCACGAUUUUCUUAAUUUCCUCGGUUCUCGACAACUCCCCGAAAAAAUGUUACUUAAACUAUGUGCAAUUUUCGCAUUCCUGAAGAUAUCCAGUGCCCUGGACGGCGGCCACGAGUGGGAUUUAGCAGUGGCAACAAACGGACAUAUAGAACUACUCGCUGCUAAUGGAACUCUGAUUGGAACAGCCCGGGAGGGUUUCGCGAAAUUGAAAGCUUUAACCUUUGAUAAUAUUAGGCAUCGGUUCAUUGUCAGCGACAUGGAUGAAUACAAUAACGAUACAAUUUACGCUAUUGACUUAACCAAAGAGACUGAUGACAAUCCUAUUAUUGCUGAUCUGCCCGAUGAUGUUCAGGGAUUAGCGAUCGAUCCAAUCGAUGAUAUCCUCUAUUGGACUGAUAUGAAGAAUAAAACCAUCAAUUUCAUAUCUCUCAAAGAUGACAAUCCCCAAACUCAAAUUCUAUUCGCUUUCGAACAAGCUUGGCCUCAAGACAUUGCGGUGGAUAUAUGCAGAAGAUAUAUUUAUUGGACAAAUUCCUAUCGGAGGAAACCAUCUAUCGAAAGAGCGAAAAUCGGCUCCCAGAAGAGUGAAAUAAUUGUCGAUUCUGAUUUGGGUCUACCGGCCGGCAUAACCGUAGAUUAUAGAACAAGAAGGAUAUAUUGGGCAGAUAUGCGUGGUGGCAUCUAUUUCAGAAUAGAAAGCACCAAUUUGGAAGGGAAGGAAAGACAAAUAAUAUACGAAGGUAUCAAUUCCGAGCCUUUCGCCGUAGCAAUCAAAAAUGAGUUUCUUUAUUUCACCGAUUUGCGAAGGAACGCUCUAUGGAAAUUCGAUCUCAAGGCUAAAACUCAGCCGAAGAGGAUAAGAAGUUUCGACGAAAAACCAAUGGGACUGAUAGCGAAGAAGAAACAAAUCAGGACUUUACCCGACUGCCAGUUACUAGAACAGGUGUAUGAAAACUAUACAAGCCCAGUGGUGGAGAACUUCGAAGUAUACAAAGAAGAUGAAACAGUCAAGAAGGAAAUGCAAUGCAUAAACGGAACGAUGGAGAAUGGAGUGUGCAAAUGCUCCAGGGGCUACAGCGGUGUCUUCUGUGAAUUAUCUUUGUGCCAUAACUAUUGCCUUGUUGGCUCCUGCCAUUUAACCAGCCAAGGGUAUCCAUACUGCCACUGUCCGAAAGGAUCCGGAGGUCCCAGAUGCGAGAGAGACUGCGAAGGAUAUUGCAUGAAUGGUGGGCUUUGUUCGUAUGGGUUUUCCGGUGAGAAACUACCCAACUGCAGUUGCCCCAAAGGCUAUAAGGGUCCUAGAUGUGAGGAAAAUGAGAUUGUAGAUAGCUUAUGUGAUUUUUACUGCAGUCAACAAGAAAUUGACGACAGUCGUCUGCAAGAUCCUAGUUUCUGCAAAUGCGACAAACGAAAUUACGAUGGCUUUAAAAAUCAGUCUCCACAAGCACUUUUAGCUUCAGAAGGUACAUCAAGCUACAUGAACUACCUUCAAGAUCCGGUCUUCAUUUCCUUGGGUUGCAUCACCUUAACUGCCUUAUUAGCAUGUAUGGUCCUUACCGUGUACGUGGUGUAUCUAAGAAGGAAGCCAAAUCCUAAAAUCAAGAGAAGAUACAUUGUGAAUAAGAACCCCUCAACCUCCAUGACUGAAAGGCCGCAUGCUCAACAAUGUGAGAUAACUAUUGAGAACUGCUGCAAUAUGAAUAUUUGUGAGACUCCUUGUUAUGAACCGCCAAGAUUGCAGAAAAUCCUUUCGAGUAGAAAUGAAGAUAAAAAGAUGCUUCUUUCAAAUAUGGAAAAGGUGGAGGACUAUUGACCUAAGUCUGAAUUGUUCAUCCCGUGGGAAAUAAAGGGCUGUGACCUCCAAAAAGUAUUCAAAUUCAUUCCUCCUUGAUGAGGAUAUUCCUCCUUGUGAAGAAAAUAAAAAAUUUAUCAGAAUGAUAGGAAUUAAAAGUGAUAGAAGUGGUAGGAGAUCUAUGGAAUUGGAUAGCUGCAUAAAUACCAUUUCAGAAAUGGCGACAACAUUAUCAUCUGCUUGAUCCGCGAAACGAAGAUUGUUACCUAUUUGAAAUUGUUCAAUUCCUAGAAGGCAAAAUGGCUGUCUGGUAGGUUUUGAAUUGAUUGAGAAUAAACCCAAAUAAGUGCCGGCAAAAUAACAAUUACAGAAAUAUAUUUAGAAGUACCUAAUAUAUUUGUUCAAAAUUGUAUCAAAAAAAUCUUGAUAUAGUUGUUCAUGAAGAAUAAAACGAACCAUAGAGUUUUUGUGGUGAUGGACCAAAAAGUUUCGGGGGCAUAUCCACCAUUUGCACUGCCUAUAAAAUAAGUUAAAGAAAAAGCAUGUACACUUAACUAAUUGAAUCGUUUCUCACUUUUCUUAUCAUUAUUAUUUGGUACUUUUUUCUUGUUCUUUUUUCUAAGGCUCCAUACAUUUUUAUAUCUUAUUUGAAUUUUUCACUUGUGCUCCAUCAAUGAAAAUCGAUUUCCCAUGAAACAAUUCUUACUGCGUUAUGAUGUUUGGUAAUAUACUAGGUACUUCUGAUUUACAGUAAUUUUUUUCAUUUGGCUGUACAUAGUUCUAUACUAUUCAGUAAUUUCGGGGAAUUACACAUGAAAAUCGAUUUUUAUAUGAUUAACUUAAUUUUUUCCUAGUACAUGUACUUAAAACUAAAUUGUCAUUUAGUUUUGUACUGAGUACUUAUUGUUUUGUUUCAAUAAUUUAUUUUAUCUUUUCUAUGUUGAUUCAACUUGACAUUGGGUGCUGGAAACCAAUUCAAAUUGUUGAAAAUAAAAAUAAUCAUUUAUGUUAAAUUGUAGCAAGGAUAAAGUUUUAUUUAUCAUCUUAGAUGUAGCUCACAAAUGUGAUAGUAACACUAAUUAGUAGAAUUUCUCUAUUUUAAAAGUUUGGAUGAGUAUAAUGAUACUCAAAUCUUUGCGCCUAGGUAGCUUAUACAUUAUCAUUUCGUGGUAAUUGUUUUCAAACAUAUUAUUUUCUGAAAUACAACUGACAAAACCUGUGAUAAAUGUACAGAAUUUUUGUCUGAAUAAAAAGGUUUAUUGUGGUAAUUGCAUGUCUGAUUAUGAAUUUGUGAAGUGAACACUGAUUCUAGUACAAAAUAACGUGGAUUCAUAUGUAGUGCAUCUGCAUUUGAUUGGGCAUGUGAUAGACUAGUGCAAUAUACAUACAUAAAUUAUAUUAUUUAUUCAAUACUGAACGAAAAAAAUAUCAAUAUUUUAUGUUCCUCAUAAAUUUCAUAAUCAAAUCCAGAUAGUGUUCAAUGUGGAGUUGGGAUAGAUUUUUUCUAUAUUAUUAAUAUGCGAGAGUGAAGAACUGAAACUGUGAAUUGCCAUUGGAAACUCUAAAGAAGUUAAUAAAAAGGACUUCCAGAAGA